Messenger RNA from Cyclospora cayetanensis, 5433 nucleotides. RefSeq lists its product as uncharacterized. The transcript is spliced from 9 exons. The coding region runs from base 1 to 5433 and encodes 1810 amino acids. NCBI's taxonomy places the organism in Eukaryota, Apicomplexa, Conoidasida, Eucoccidiorida, Eimeriidae. The record is from RefSeq and is a predicted model, not a curated record.
AUGCAGGGUUUUGUGGCCCAUGCGAUGAGGGAGAGGGGAAGCUGUGAAAUCCUUAGUCGGAGUUUUUCUACCGGUAUUUUCGGGGGGUGGAAUCCCCGCCUGGUAGCAUCUCGAUGGGGCCUCUGGUGGCAUUCUUCACGACGGAACCCCUCAGUAUCCCACCGGCUAAAACUGCGUCUUCCCACGCUGCUGCUUGUGCUACUCGUGCUGAUUUUUCCAUGGCGUAGGUGUCCACGAGCUGCUCCAUGGGCUAGAGCUUCCCAUGAAAGUUCCCCCGCUGCUCAGGAUGGCUGGAAGGGCGCGGAGGGAGGCCCCUGCGGGGCAGCAGCCGUAGACUUGGAAGACGCGCAAGCAGAUGUGUUUGUGUUUGAGGAUCCCUCUGAGUUCGCCUCCGAAGAGCACGAGCUGCAACAGAAGCGGCAGGAGCAACAGCGGAAAUCGUUGUUGAUGCAAAAACAGCAAUGGGAGCAAGAGCAGCGACCCGGUUCGAUUCAUCUUUCUCUCUUCCCCUCAGGGUUGGAAGCCUCCCAGCGCGACACGCAAGGGUUGCUGCGAGGACGAGGAGCUCUACAGAAGGGAAUACAGUCUCGCAACUCUGAAGGACAGCUGGAGGCCACAACCAGUAGCGACAGUAGCCUUAGUGGCGUGGCACAUGGGCGGCUUGCUGAUCAUGCUGCAGCAGCUGCUACAGCUUCUGAAAAGGCUUCUCACGGGCGCGGUCCCUCUGCUCUGUCAAUACCAACUCGCGAACAGAACGAGAGGACUCAAGGCAGCUCUGAAGUCCAGGUAGUCCCUAACAAUGCUCUCCAAAGCGAUAAUCUACAGAGGUCUUCGCUGCGUUUAAUGCUGCCACCACUGCCUGUCUCCCGUUGGACGGGUGCUCCCGGGCUACGCCGCACUAUCGAGGAUGCCUAUGACUCGUUGUGUAUGUACACUGAAGCAGCCGCUCGAUCUUAUAUGCCUGAAGUAUCUGGAAGGUCGACGGGAGCAUCACAGCUUUCUCCCCACUCUGCAGUCAGGCCCCUGUACACGGAGGCGCAGGCGAAUGACGGCGAAUGUAAGCUUGGGGGAGCUGGUGCUGCAUGCACUAGCAGCAAGGUCGACAGUGCUAAAGAUAGCCCUCAGAUGGAGCAGGGACAAAUGCUCAAGGAUUCGCAGGUGCAGCGCGGCCCGUUAUUGGUGGCAGAUGCAUGGCGACGCGUGGGGGCACGCUUCUUAUUGGUUCUACCCGUUGUUUCGGUUGAUGGAUUUCUUGUCUCUUUCUCCGGGGUGAGAAUCCCUGCUCUGGGGUCGCGGCCUACGGACUCCAGGAAGAUUCCUUUUUCCACCUCAUACCCUGGGAUGGCUCAUCUGUUGUUUUUGGUAUCUCUGGGUCCCCACAUAACUUCUCGAGACGGUGAACCGCUGCCGCGAAUGCCGGCGAGGAGUCCUGCCAAGGAGGGAGGACUGGCUUCUUCCAGCAUUGAUCGAGAACGGCGAGAGGCUAUGCAGCAUGUGGCGCGGCUGUCUGCCUUGGUGGAGAAGGGUUCCAGUCUUUGGCCGGAACGCCCUCUUCUCCUUACGUCCAGGCCCUCUUCCCUCAUUCUAUUGAAGUCCCUAUUUCGCUCAAGGGCCUUUACUGCUCAAAUCAACGAGCUGCUUACCACGGCAUCAAAAGAAGUUCUGUCGUUCCGGUGCCUGCAAUCGUCUCGCCAAGACUGCUGGGCACCAGGCCGUCGCUGGUCGUGGGGACGCCGCAACUCUCUGCCCUUCUUGUCGACUUUAUUUGCUGAUUCUAGAGCCAAGGAAAAAGCCGCCUGUGUGUACGCCGAGUUGCUGAUUCGCAUGCAUCAAGGCAAUCGGCGUUCUGCUUCCAUCUCCCAACGGCUACGUGACGCCCUGCUUCCGGCUUUCCAGGUAGCAGUUGUAGGCGACACCACCACGCGUCUUUGGAAUCAGGAUCCUUUGACGGAUUUCGAAGAGUCCCAGAAGGAACAAUUGAAUGACAGUCCGGCAAAAGAGAGCGAGGCAACCAGACAGUCUGGCUCAGUGGCAUGGGGGUCGCAACAUUCUAGUGUUGUGGGAGCUUCCGUGAGCAGCGCACCGCAAGCUCAAUACAGCGAAAAGCCGCAGAGCAUGACUAGCUUCAUCAUUUCCCGCCUAAGCCCACGCUUCGGGAUACAAAGGAGGUCUCAGCUAAAGGGUUCUAGGAUUCCUAGUUCUGUUAACACAGAAACAGCUUACAAAUUCUACGUGGACCCCACAUUAACAGAACCCAUUGUUCUAUUUGGUGACGACUCUGCCAGCACGCUGGCGCUGCAUCUCGGUCUGUCUCUGGUGGCCCCCCACAAAACGGCUGCGAUGUACAUCCACGUGGUGGGUGACGUGUGGACUCCCGGGACUGACCAGGAGAAGCCUGAGUACUAUCUGGAUGCCUUCAAGACAACUCGCUUCACGACGGAAACGGGCGUGCAGGUGCCGGUGCAUACAUUGGAGUUCGACGUUGGGGUGAGCGGGACUAUUGAGGACGUUCUGUCUCUCAUGGCUUCUCUCACUAGCGCUGCCUCCCACGUUUCUUCUUCUCAGCUGCAGGCAGCAGCUGAGGAGGAGGGAGAUGCUACUGGGGAGGCCCGCCGUGUGCGCACUGUUUCCAUGAACGCUUUCAAGCCUCUUCUCCUGCUAGGCAAGGCCCUCAGCCACUUUAUAGGGGCGCACCUAACAGUAUACAGGACCUGCAGAGGAACCAGCGGAGUAUCAGGGAGUAGUGAAGCACAGAGUGGAAGCGAAGGCACUCCUACGCAUAGCCACGGCGGAAAGGACACGCAAUCAAAGCAAAAAGCAUUUCUUGAUGAAGCCAUGCAGCAAAUCAGCGUAGACGGGGCCGUUGGAUGCCACCUUCCCCUCAUUUUUCUUAAGCCGCGCUUUGUAGUACACAAGACAAGCCCCCAGGAAGAAAAGGGAAGCGGUGCCGGGUCAAAGAAACUCCAUGUAGAGGUCCUCCCCGUGCUACAUGGCACAGGAAAAGACGAGGCCUCCGUCCGAAAGUACACAGGUCCGAGGGCCAGAUUCUUCGCGCAGGAAGCAAUGCAGCAACAUGCAGCUAAAUCUACUAUUGCUGAAGGCUUUCCUGUUAUUCUGUUCAGGACGCCUGUGCACGCCCUCACCCAAUCAUGGCUCGUUGGCUUAGUAGAUCGGCCUGAUGUCUUCCGGGGGGCCACUAAAAGUGUACAGGACAUGCGGGCAUUUCUGCCUAUCUUCCACCCAUCACGUUUGCCUUUAUACAGGGAUCUACACGUAGACUUCUUGCAUAUGCUAGCUGUGGUUGCGCGCCCUGAGGAGCUGCUUCCCCCCUCCACCCAGUCUGCUGCUCUUCUGUUGCACCUCACGCGCCUCAAAGAGGCCCCUGCGAGCGCUCCUGGAGGAGCAAUAGGGCGGAGUGUACAUGUAGAUGCAUCGGAAUGCCAAAGGCGUCUUGUCCCCGUGCAGCUUGAGUCUUUCUCUUGGCAGAUGGAGAGCUCCAAGGCUCCCCAUCCUGGGUUGCCCCUGGAGUGUCUGCAGCGACAGCAGCAGAACCCCGAAGACGACGAGGAAGUGCUGAGUAGUAGCUGCGCUUGCAGCCGCCAAAAAACGGAUUCCUAUCAUUGCUCCCAUCUCCCUUUGGGUGCUACUGAUCCACCUUGGAGUCUGGUGCGUGCAGUGGUCGGAGGUGUGCUGCAGCUUGCGUCUCAUGACGUAAUAGGCCAUGUAGAGCAGGCAGCGAAUGAUUUAGGGGCCUUUUUCUGUUCGUCGCUACCAUUUCUGCAUUUUAUGGAGUCUGCCAGUGCCACGGAGAUCGCUGAAUUCACUUUGGGACUUGCUAUGAGGCUCCACAGCCUCAGAAAAGAGGUAAUUGCUACGGCACUGAGCGCCAGACAAGCCAGGGGCCCAACUCGCCGGCGAGGUACUACGGCAUCAGGAGGUGAGGCUCGAGGCACACGUCAGCCCCACCAGCGAGUGGAUGGGUCACUAACACAGAAUAACAGCAUUUACACGGACAACAGAUACAAAGCCAAGGCAACGGACAGGCGGUUUUUCGAGGGCGAGCCCUCUGCUACGUCGCAGGAGGACAGCCACACUGCGGGGAGGCAGCACCCCAGUACUACGGGGAAUAACGAACGGAGCACAGAGACCCGAGGGCACGCACUAGAGAUUCCUCGCUGGUACUCUACUCGCUGGGUAUCCUCAUUGAAAAGCAAUUAUAUCAGGCGUGGAGGCCCCUCGAAGGCCCCCGGGAAGGGCGCCCUGGGGUCCCGAGCGGCUCUCGAAGUGGUGGACGUCCAGCUGCAGAUGCAGCACCAAUUGCUAGAAAUUUCAUCGGGCCUCGCAGUGGACAUUGCAUGUCAUUAUGAGAAGCGGGCACCAAGACCCUCCCCCGAAAAGUUUCUCCAGGUGCUGCCGGAGCUACAAAGGCAACUAGAUCUUGAAAAGGAUUGGGCCCAGAACCUAGCACGUCAAGCGCCCACUUCAGUAGACGACGACUCGCCAUUUUCCUAUUAUCUCAGGGAGGUGGCGCGUCGCACCGCCGCCGGGGAGGUGUUGCAGUUCACGGCCAAGGAAACUGCGGACCUUGCACUAUCCUUAAUAAAUGCUGCUGAGUGGAUUCAUUCGCUAAAGGAGGAGGGAAGAACCCCCAGGGCUGUCUUCACGGCCACGAACUUGGGAGGGCCCCAGUUCGCUGCAGGCCCCGGGGUAUCGCCUGCUCUGCUUCACUAUUAUCAGCCGUCUGACUCUUGGGUGUGGCUCCUGAAGGGUUCACAAGAGGAACAUGAAGUAGGUGAAAGCACAGAGACAUUGCAGGACGCACGAAAUGUUGCUCCCCAGAGAUCCAGUGGCUACAUGGAGGUACCGCUUUCCCUUCCUUCUGCUAGGAACGUAGCCCCUCCCCCCGUCAGCCAAACGUCAUAUGAUUCACAGCGCAAAAGCGGUGCCAACAGUGGUGGCGGCAGUCUAGUGAGCAGCAAGCAAAAAGAGAGAGAGACAAGUCGCAAGAAAGGGCAGGAAGGUAGUGAGAAAUCUGAAGGCUCAGGAGAAUUCUCAGAGAGUUCAGCUCAUUGGUGGGAGGCAGAUGCAGCCUCUCUAUUGAAGCGCUCAAGGGAGGCUCGCGGGCUGUCACCGUCACUCGUCCGCCACCUGCAUGCGGCACUGCAGAGUGGACCAGAUUGGGACUGCUUAGGCAACAGCUCAGUGGAGGGAAAUGCUUUGUGGUUGUUUGUAAUGGGGCAUAUAUGCGCAAAUUCUUUCUUAUGCGAAGGUUUUAGGACUCUCCUCUUUGGUGAGGGUCUCGCGUUGCACGAAAUGCUGCGUGUGGCAAAGCGAGGUGCCUCGGGUUCCGGCAAAGCUUUUACUCUCAACAGGUUGGACGCUAUUCUGGAGGGAAGGCACCAGGGAUUCGCACGAAGUGAGCGCAGAAAGUAG